CGAAAGAUAAAUCUUCAAAAUGUGAGGUCCUAACUCCUGGCACGCAGCAUAAGAGAGACCAAACACCCAUUCUUCAGCUGUUGGGUAGCUGUUGUGUGCUAUUCUCUUCUCCCUAAUCAAUCACACAACUCCUCCAUCCGGAACGCCCGGCAACGCUGAGUCCGCAUUCCAUUUCCACACCGCCUUGGGUCAGUCAGUAUCCACCGAUAACUAACAAGGGCGGUCGUGUGUGCUCUCUCCUUUGACUGUGAACUUCAACUGCUGUUUAUAAGAUGCUGUUUUAUCGCGGAUUGUCUAAGAUUUCAGGAAAUUUCAGAGGCAGCGGUGGCAUCUUCAACGUCAGAAGUUUUGUUUUUACAAAGGGUUUGCCAGCAUUGCAUUGUAGUAGAUAUCAAAUCCAUCAAAAAAGCCGCUCCAUUUCUGAGGAUAAAUUUGAUCCAUUUUCCAUGGUUGCUGAUGAACUAUCAUUUGUUGCUAACAACUUGCGAGCAAUGGUAGUUGCUGAGGUUCCUAAGCUUUUCUUAAGUGCUGAAUACUUCUUCAGAGUGGGGGUUGAAGGAAAAAGAUUUCGUCCAACUGUUUUAUUGUUAAUGUCAACAGCAUUAAAACUAUCAACACCCAAACCACCUCAUCAUUUUGACCAAGGAGGCAGUGUUGCGACAGAUCUACGCACAAGACAGCAAUGCAUCGCUCAAAUAAUUGAGAUGAUCCAUGUGGCUAGUCUUCUUCAUGAUGAUAUUCUGGAUGAUGCAGACACGAGACGUGGUAUUGGUUCAUUAAAUAUUGUAAUGGGCAAUAAGUUGGCAGUGUUGACGGGGAAUUUUUUGCUCUCUAGGGCUGUUGUUGCUUUGGCUUCUUUGCAGAACACAGAGGUUGUAUCAUUGGUGGCAAGAGCUAUAGAUGAUCUUGUAACAGGAGAGAUCAUGCAAAUGAGUACGACAGCAGAUCAGCGGUAUAGUAUGGAAUAUUAUAUGCAGAAGACAUAUUACAAGACUGCAUCAUUGAUUUCAAAUAGUUGCAAGGCAGUAGCCGUCCUAGCUGGCCAAACAGCAGAAGUUGCAAUGCUUGCUUUUGACUAUGGAAAAAAUUUGGGGUUGGCAUUUCAGUUGAUAGAUGAUGUGCUUGAUUUCACAGGCACAUCGGCUUCCCUUGGAAAGGGUUCUUUGUCAGACAUUCGCCAUGGAAUUGUAACUGCUCCAAUAUUGUUUGCAAUGGAGGAGUUCCCUCAGCUGCGUGCAGUUGUUGAUAAGGGCUUUGACAACCCUGACAAUGUUGAUAUUGCUCUUGAGUAUCUUGGAAAGAGCAGAGGUAUACAAAGGACAAAAGACCUGGCUGUAAUUCAUGCUAACCUUGCAAUAGCAGCAAUUGAUUCCUUACCAGACAGUGAUGACGAGGAAGUAAAAAAUUCAAGGAGAGCCCUUGUAAAUCUUACUCAAAGAGUCAUUGUUAGUCACUAGCUUAGCUCUUUACUUGUAACUUAAGUCAUUGAUAUAAUUGAUUGGUUAGUUGUUGUAGUAAUAAGUGAAAGCCUUUUAAAGAGGUAG
This is a messenger RNA of Arachis duranensis, 1544 nucleotides long. RefSeq names its product solanesyl-diphosphate synthase 1, mitochondrial-like. The record is from RefSeq and is a predicted model, not a curated record. Lineage: Eukaryota; Viridiplantae; Streptophyta; Magnoliopsida; Fabales; Fabaceae. Gene Ontology annotation, molecular function: prenyltransferase activity. Bases 273 to 1457 code for a protein of 394 amino acids. The transcript has 12 exons. Gene Ontology annotation, cellular component: transferase complex. Gene Ontology annotation, biological process: isoprenoid biosynthetic process; ubiquinone biosynthetic process.